CAUCAAGUUACUGGCGGUGCAGGACCUGCUGGAGCGGGAGGCUCUUGAUAAGUUCUGUGUGGAGUUAAACCAAGGAACGCUGGCCAGUGUACGGAAGUGGAAAUGGCCACGAGGGCUAUGGAAAUGUGUUGUGUCUGAAAAUCCCACUGGACACUACAGCAAGGGAGUGAGCUACUCUGGCUUUCUGUGGGAUAGUUCGUCUGGUAUUGACCUGCGGGAUGCUGCAGUCCUCGAGUCUCCUGUGGCCAAUGGCAACGGGAAUCAUACCUACCCUCGACUCUACCUGGCUCACUUCUCUGUUGGGUCAUACGAGCUGACAGUGGUGAACGUCCACAUGCAGGCAACAGCCGCAUCAGGAGAGUCCAACGGCAAGAACCACAGCACAGACGAAGCCAAGUGUCCCCGCCUCUCCCCGAGCAUCCAGGAAACACUCAAAGGUGAGAAGGAGUUGGUGGUGCUGGGAGAUUUUGGCUCCCCUCCUCAGAGCUCAGAGCUGGACAUACUGAGAAAGGAGAAGCUCUUUGCCCUGGUACCAUCCACCCAGUUCACCAACAUCAGCACGCGCUCACCACAGGGCACUCGCUGUCUGGACAACAUCUGGCUGAGCCGCUCCCUCAAGAAGAUCUAUUCUGGCCACUGCAUGGUAGUGCGGGAGGGCUUGACCAACCCCUGGAUCCCGGACAACUGGUCGUGGGGCGGUGUGGCGUCCGAUCACUGCCCCGUGGUGGCUGAGUUUUACGCAGACGUAUCCCCUAAAGAGCUGAGCAGGCCUGGUAUGGCAGUGGUGGACAGAGGAGACAUUAUGCCCAAACACGAGCGGUGACAGCAUCCACACUCACAGUAGAGACAGCAGUGGACAACAGCAGACUUUGUCCUGCCUGGAUCUUGGUUAGCUGUGGAGCAGUUUCCUGACGAAUGUGAAGAAGUGCCAAGAUUGCCUUUAGGUUUCAAUCUAUCAAUGUAUAAUACUAACUGGUAAGUCAUAGAGCCAUAAAAAUGUUCAGACAAAAUAUAUAUAAUGUACUUUAAGAAGGAAUGUGCCAAACAUUUUCUAUAUGUAUAUAAAAUAAAGAGAAAUUAAUAGAUGUUC
This is a messenger RNA of Morone saxatilis (striped sea-bass), 1090 nucleotides long. RefSeq names its product endonuclease/exonuclease/phosphatase family domain containing 1 (gene eepd1). Gene Ontology annotation, molecular function: DNA binding. The record is from RefSeq and is a predicted model, not a curated record. Lineage: Eukaryota; Metazoa; Chordata; Actinopteri; Moronidae. Gene Ontology annotation, cellular component: plasma membrane. Gene Ontology annotation, biological process: DNA repair.